UGAUUGAAUAUUUAAAAAAAUGCGGUUAUAAAAUAUUACAUUUUCUUCUUAAUAUAUCUGUGUCAUAUAUAACAAAGUAAGUGUGUAUAAUAUAUGGUUUUAAGUAAAAUUACGAAAUAACGCAACAACGUUAUCAAUAGGGAAUGACAACUCUGAUUUUGGGAGUUGGGUUUGGCACAUUUAUUAUACUUACCCUGUGGUUAACGGCAGGCUUGAUUUGUCUGAUAUCCUUGCGGACCCAAAAAAAAUUUGGCCUGACAGCAGUAAGUGUUACGGGAAUAGUUACGAUUGCACUGAUCAGUAUUCCAAGAGCUUCAGAGACCUCCGAUGUCAGUAGCGAGACCAUAGCAAAGUCGUAUGAUCAGUUAUUCAUUUGGCGCACGUUACUUCUAGUUCUACUGGCUGGUUCAUCUUUGGUGGUAUUCUUCGCUUACGUCAAAUUUGAGGUGAUCACACCGGUAAAAGCUGUGCGAAUAAAGAACUGGGUUAUCUGAGAAAAUACAAUUCUUCUGACUAAGAAAGCUGCGAGUUGAAUAUUUUUAACUUGCAAUGAUUGUUGAUUCAGUUCUUUAGGAUUCAUAUCCUUACAUAUAAAAUUCUUACGUGCUUUGUUAUUAUUGAGACAAUAUAUAUUACCUAUUCGAAAUAUAACUAAUCUCAACACUAGUUACAUAAUUAAAUAUAUCUGUAUAAAUAGUUAAAUUGAAAUAUUAUUUCAAAGAAUUUGUCACGUAGGUUAUAUAAAUGCAGAUACUAUAAAGUAAUAUAUACGCACAGUUAUACUAUUGUAUUUAAUUAGAUAUAAAGCAGUGACAAUGUUGCGUGGUUUGAAGCACACUUUGCAGCUAUCGACGCGUGGGAUCUCCUUAUUGAGCCGUAGCAAUAAGAAAUUUGAGAUUAAGGACAAUAGAGAGUUCAUAGAAAAGGUAAUGAACAGUACGGUCCCUGUGAUAGUUAAUUUCCAUGCUGAGUGGUGCGACCCGUGUAAAAUUUUAACUCCAAAAUUAGAACAGCUGGUAGGACCAAUGGAAGAUUUGAAUCUAGCUGUGGUAGACGUAGAGUCAAACCCUGAGCUAGUUCAUACUUUUGAAGUAAAAGCUGUACCUGCGGUAAUUGCUGUUUCAAAUGGCUUAGUUGUGCACAAAUUUAUCGGCCUAAUGGAGGCAGAUUCUAUAGAAAAUUUAAUUCAGAAACUAAAGACUGGUGCUGAGAUUGACCCACCUAAUAAGAGUAAUUAAUGGCUAAUUAUUUUUUUUAUUACCUUUAUCUAGAACUUCGUAAAUAUAUUAUUUUUAUGGUGCAAUAAACUUGACCCAAUGUAUGCACGUAUUUACAUGCGUCCAUUGUACAGCAGUUUUUUUUUUUUUUUUUUUGGGAAGUUUUUAGUAUAUACCAUCUGCGAGGAUUACAUUCCACCGCAAAUUAUGCAUGCUGAAAAAGUUUAGGAAUUGAUCAUUCAUCUAAAAAUAGACUUUCAAAUCUUGAGUGCUACAAUAAUAACUUGUACUUUGUAUUUGUACUCUGCUUUUUAUAGAUUAGGAUUAUGGAUGUACUUAAUACAAACUCUUCUUUCUAAUAAAUUUCCAAUUAGCAUGCAAUUUUUUGAAAUAAAUUCAAUACUAUGUGCUGUUGGUUUGUAAAACUAGUUCAAUUAAACU
Diprion similis is the source of this 1658-nucleotide messenger RNA. Its product is annotated as thioredoxin, mitochondrial. The record is from RefSeq and is a predicted model, not a curated record. Gene Ontology annotation, cellular component: mitochondrion. Lineage: Eukaryota; Metazoa; Arthropoda; Insecta; Hymenoptera; Diprionidae. The transcript has 3 exons. Gene Ontology annotation, biological process: cell redox homeostasis. Bases 816 to 1238 code for a protein of 140 amino acids.